Messenger RNA from Marchantia polymorpha subsp. ruderalis, 6506 nucleotides. The record is from the annotation of a GenBank genome assembly. NCBI's taxonomy places the organism in Eukaryota, Viridiplantae, Streptophyta, Marchantiopsida, Marchantiales, Marchantiaceae.
CGGUCGUGAUUAGUUCAAGUGUCGCCAAUUGGUUUUAGACUAAUUACGUGUUUCGACCAUCAGAUGAUCGCCCGCCUCUGCGGAUUAGAAGCCUGAUUAGCUCCCGCGUGGGACGAGGCUCUCUCGCAGAGCAGAGACGAGUGGCGAGAGGAGAGCGGAGGGAGAGGAGGCCAAGGGAAGCAAGCGCUCAGCACGGCGAGAGCAAUUUGGUCGUGGACACGAGAAACGGACUCGGAGGAGAGAGAGAGAGAGAGAGAGAGAGAGAGGUAAGACACUAGAGGUGUGCAGAUGUUGUGAGAUCCGCGGUGACGGAGGCUCACAUGAAUCGGACUAUGGAACUGCCUUUUAGCGGAAGUUUUGUUCCGUGCGCGAGUGUAAUUCGACACCAAGAGGAGGGCGUUUGUCAGCGCUUCAGGAGAUAAUAGUGCCAUCGGGUGAAUCCCUGAUCCGCACAUCGGAGUCGGGAGCAUACGAGGGUGAGUUUUUCUGCUCGGUCGAGAGCUUCGUCGAAUGCGGAGGGUUGAUUCCGCGUGCGAAUAGGAGAGCGUGUAGAGUGGAAGAAGUGCUGGGAGCAGGUCGGGUACCGGGUUCGUCGUUCUUCCGCGAGCCCGCUGGGACGAGUCGUGUGAUCGAGAAGACGAGGAGGCCGUGAAGGUUUGUCGUGAGACGGAUGGCGAGAGGGAGAGCGGGGAGGUGAAGAGAGCGGAAGGCGAAUGAGGAAUGGCAUUUUGAGGGUCACGGCAGGUUUCGCAGGGUCGGCGUCAGUCUGGUCUGCGGAGGUUCGUAGUCUAUUCGUUGAGAGACUUCGGAUGUUCUGAAGGAGGCGUGGGUGGGAGAAUAGCUUGAAGUCGGGAGAUGGGUGGCAGGUUGGUGCUCAUGCAAUUGUUGGGAGGAUGAGUGAAGGUAAUAGUCGUGGAAGAGGAGGAGAAUUGGUCGAUUUGGCAAUUGGCAGUGAGUGAGAGGUGGGUUUAGGGUAAAGGCUGGCAUAUUGGGAAUUAAUGCGGGGGCGAGAGCAGUAGCAACAUGAGUGUGCGUAUGCUGUCUCGGCCCCCGUCGACAAACGCCAAUUCGUCGAAUGCGGGAAUUCCAGUGUCUCUGGCUCCCCCUGCAUCCAUCCUCAAUUCCACGGCCUCGUCCCCUCCUUCGUUCGCUCCUUCCUCGUCCUCUGGCUCCCCGCCUUCUCCCUCUCCUUUCUCGUUUCCCGCUCCACCAGACUUAUCCUUCCAGCAGCAGCGCUCCUCUCUGUCCUCACCUCCUCCAUCGCCCGCAGGCGGCUCUUCUGUGCUGAACUUUUCUCCUCCAGUGCAACCGUCUUCAUCUUCUGCAUCCUUGUCGGUUGCAUCUUCUGGCUCCGGAGCAGGCUGCGUCCCUGCGUCGCCUCUUUCUUCUCUUGGGACGAAUGGCGUAGUGGUCGUCGGGGUGAUUGGCCGGGUCGAGCACGAGGUCUCGCAGUUGCUCGAUCGGCUUCUUGAUGCUCAGGUCUUUGGUUCAAGACAUGGAGGAUCCGAGCCAUGGUCUGAAGCCGAAGACAGUGUCCACGUACAUUCCGGCAACUCGUUUCAUCUGGAGAAAGAGCUCGGAAAGGAUGGGACUUCGCAAGUACUUUGCAAUCGAGCCAGGGAUAGAGAUCCUCGCGAGGUCGCUAACUCUGAUGCAGAAAGCAGAGCGGAAGACAGUUCGGUGACAUCCGCCGGGUUUAUCGACGAAAAACAUGAUUUCAAAGCUCGGGGAUUUCGAACUGAGCAGUUGUGGAAUGGAGACAGUGGCAGGCAGAAAGAGAAACGGGCAGACGAGAAACUCGGCAAGGGUCCGGUCGGAAAUGGGAAUAAUGAAAGGAAGAAGGAAAGCCAGUGUGAGGACAAAGUCGGAAGAUUUGAUGAGGCCAAGGGUUGUGACGGUCUUCGAGAUGCUUGCAAAAGUUCUCCUGGCCUACUGAGCAAGCUCAAACAUUAUCACGACGAGGAGAAAGGAAUGGUUUAUGUCCAAUUCACUUGGGGAUCUCCGCCGCUUGACAUGUUCAGGGAAGAGUCCUAUACAGCAGCCUUAGCUCCGGACGGUUUAUCUGCCACUUUAGAACAUCAUGAAGCAGACGGCAUGCGUGGACUGCUGUUUAUGUUUUCUGUUUGCCAUGUCGUUUUACUUGUCCAAGAUGGGGCACAUUUCGAUCCCCGUUUCCUGCGUAUGCUCCGCUUGCUUCAGACAGCUAAGCACUCUCUAGCACCGUUUGUAAAGACUCAGGUGCUUCCAGGCUUGCUGCCGCCGCCGUCGUCCUCCAUAACCAGGCCUUCACCGCUGAAACCCAUAUCUUUGGCGACGACCAACUCUACAUCUGGGAGGACAGGGGUAGUGGGGCGCAGCUCUUCCACCAUAGCUCUCAUGUCCGGUUCAACUCCAGUUUUGUUUCCAGGGCAAUGUACACCGGUUGUUCUCUUCGUCUUCCUGGAAGACUUGACGGAGCCAUCGAUGGGAGGUGUCUCGUGUCCUAGUGGAGCCCGAACCGAGGAUAUAUCAGAGGCAUUGAUCAGUACUGUUUCUCCGUCAGGAUCCCUGUCACAGUCCAUGUCUGUGAAUUACCUCACGAGGCAGUCCGCCCAUACGAAGCCUGCGCCGGUGACAGUAGCGAGGACUAACAACAAAUCCGAGGCAGGUUUUCGCAAGAAGCUCCAGUCAUCAAUGGAAGCUCAGAUACGAUUUCUCCUGAAGAAGUGCAGGACCGUGGCCGGGUCUGGUGAGUCCGGUCCCUCUGGAGUUGGAGGAGGUCCUGGAAUGGGACCCAGGGGUCCUGGUGGUAGUGCCAAUUCUUUUCAAGGUGUAGGUGGCGGGGGUGCUCUAUUCCUACUGGACCCUUCCAGGGCCGUCGUAAUUCUGGACAGGUCCAGCAACCGCGUGACCGAUGCUCUGGAUGCUGCGACAGACGCCAUUGACGCCAUGUUACUCGGAAAGGAAGGUGCAGAGGACGCGCUUUGGGAAGUCGGUUUGAGUGCUGGGGUGGGAGGAGAGGAUGUACAGGCUGUGAAGGACUUCCUCUGGAGGCAAGCUGAUAUUUUACGAGGAAAGGGAGGUAUUACCAGCAACGCGGCGGGAGGUUCCGCUGGUGUGGGGAUGGUAGCUGCUGCUGCAGCAGCAGCUGCUGCGUCUGCUGCUUCUGGGGGCUCAGCUGGAUCCAAUAAGCCAAUCUGCAACCCUCCUGAACUUCCAUCAAUCACAAGCUGGUUGUCAGCAUGUCGAGUGUUGGCCGAAGCUUUAUCUGUGAGAGUGACAGAAGACGGUGGAGGGCAUGCAGGUCAUAAGGCCUCUGGUGGAAAUCGGACUGUGAUGAAGAAAGGAUCGGUGGCGGUGACUCGAAUUUCCGCUGGCACAGGAACUGUGGUUAGAAGCAAGGGCACUAUCGACUCGACCAUCUGCUCUCUAGAAAGCGGUGCCAAUAUGGACCAGAAGUUCUCGGCUGCUUGGUGCAAACGAGUACUACCAUCCGCCCACGAGGUCUACAUGAAAGGUCUGCCUCCUUGUUAUCCAACCAGCCUCCACAAGUCUCAGCUGGAAAAAGCCCUAGCUGUAUUUCGGGCGAUGGUCAGGGGACCAGCAGUACCUAUCUACGUGGAAACUUUGAAGAGAGAUUGUGAAGCCGUCUGGCAGUCUGGAAGGCAGCUUUGUGACGCCGAGAGCCUGACUGGAAAACCUUGUAUCCAUCAAGUUCAUGAAGUUAACGAUUCUCUAUCUUCGAAUAGCAACUUAGCAAGGCGCAAGGGGAGGAAUGAGUCUCAAGAAGCGGGAAAAUCUGCCUUCGACAAGCGCAUUUUCAAGCCCCAUUCCAGCGGUGUAAUGUUUUUGCAUGCAUGCGCAUGUGGGCGAUCUCGAAAGUUGAGGAAGGAUCCAUUUGACUUUGAAAGUGCGAAUGUGAGUUUCUUCAAGUUCCCUAAUUGUGAAGAUUUGCUUCCAUCGCUUGUGAUCCCCAGCCCUGAGGGAUGCGCGCCUUUCGGAGGGUCUCCUUGGAGUUUGGUAUGCCUGGGCAACUCACGUUACUACCAACCGUCUACAGGUUUGGUCCAGGGUGGAUUCUGCGCAAAGCAGAACUAUUUGUCGACUUGGGUCAUUCCGAUCGUCUACAGGAAAGCAGAGGCUGACGAAGAGAUUCAUCCCCCGUCGCCUCCAAAGGAACAAGUAGCCGAGUCGUUGCCCUUCCCCCGAAGCAAAGCAGCUGUCGAUGGAAAAAUCAUGAUCAAGGCUUUACUACCGAGGGCCCAACCUAUCUUGGAGUCUAAGUCAGCAUCUGCCAAUCUAUACAGUAAAGUUGCUGAGAAGGGGUACUCCGAAAGUAGUCGAACGAACUCUACCCGGGCUGGUGGGGUUCCAGACCUUCCAAGGAGUUUCACAGAUAUUGCCACAAAGGCGAACUACGGAGGAGAAUCUGCAUUUCCCCCUUUACCGCAGAAACAGGAUAAACUUGCACCUCCUCCAGCCAGAACGAGCAAGCAUUCAAACAGUAAGGAGAGGAAAGAUACAUCACAUGUUGUGCGGGAACAUCGUGAAGAGAAUUGUAAAGCUUUGGUGAAUGAAGUUCCGGAUAAGCUCAACGACAGACUCGACACCCCCGUCGGUUUUGAAGAACAGACGGUUUCGAAUGGCAAAGGGCCCGCCGAUCUGAGCUCCAAACUGAGUCCUAAUUCUGUCACGGAGCAUAUUCGAAUAUAUAUUGGCUUCGAACAUGAGUGUCCUCAUGGGCACCGCUUCCUUUUGUCAAAUGAUCAGGCAGAGAACUCUAGUUCAUCUAUACCAACAGUUCUACCUGGGACGGGGAAGUCGGAGUAUGCAAACGCGGGACGUCCUUCGAGAUCGAAAAAGCCAGAUCCUAACGAGGUGCCCCUGAAAGAAUCCGUGCAACUGACACGGACACUGGAUAUGCAAUCUGUGUCGCUGCAAGAAUCAAAUGGGAAGUCAUCGGGACCAAUGUCUCUGUUCAAAUCUAAUCGGGAUCGGAAGGAGAUGAAAGUACCAGAUGAUAUGCAGUAUUGGAGCGUUCAGGAUGGACAUGGCGAUGGACAUUCUCUGCUUAACUCCAAUCUACCUAUUUAUAUGAAUUGUCCUUAUUGCAAGACGUCAGAGGAGGGUACCAAAUCAACCACCAAAAGCUUGGUGCUAGGUGGCACCAUAUCUCAGCUUCAACGCAUAUUUGUGGUUACACCUUCUCUACCUCUGUUGCUCGCAACAUGCCCUCUGGUGGAGUUCGAGGAUGUAUCAAAACCAGUGAAGACAGUGAUGGAGUUCAAUCUCGGGAGCGAAGUUGUGCUGCCACCGGACAGCUUCCUAAGCUUGCGUCUACCUUUCGUGUAUUACUCCCAAAUGGACGGAGUCCCCAUCAAGCCCCUACUCGUUAAACAGCAUAAGCCGGAGCAAACAGGUUGGCUUGUGAAGGGCACAGCCUUGUACCUGAAAUCAAAGGGAGGCGUGAAUGGUCCUUUCGAUGGCUAAAAUGCCAUGGAUUCUCAGGCGAGAUCCCAAUUGCUCGUAAAAGGUACCGACUUCUAGGCUACACUUAGAUCAAGGACAACAACCUGUCCGUAAUCAUGACGACGUGUUCUCAGGGUUGAACAAGCUGGGAGAGGAGUACAAAAUCAUAAAUUCCUCAUGAGGAGUUUGUGCAAGCUGAGUAGUUGCAACAUCUUUUCAGCAGGUGAUUGAAAGAUUGGGAGUUUUGUUGGCCACAGACAAAGCACCGAGGGUAUCUUCAUCACUAACGAAGGCGAGAAAUCCAGGCCGGGUAUGCAGCCUCUGGCCAUGUAACUCUAUAUGCUUGCACACAUGGCUAGAAGGUUCACGUUCAGGAAUAGAAUCAUCUUUGUGUGCCCGAGCUAGCAUCCGAUUACAUCUACUCAGUAAACCGUCAACCCAUUGGCCUUGCACCGAUCUGAUCAAGGUUGAUGAUGGCGAGGUGUCGGGCGAAGCACACUUGCUCAUUUGCUGCCUGCGUCAAGGAAUUGUGGAAAUUCGUUGUAUCAGUGCUUCAUUUCGCACCACCGUUGUCCAAGCUCGUUUUCUUUUUAGGAAGACUUCUUCUGUGUACUGUUAGUCAAACCAAGACUGAGUCUGUGUCCGUGUGGCGGUUUAUGUAAACGUCAGAUGCGAAAAUUUGGCGUGAGAAUGGUGCACUCGUCGGACCAUGCCAGUCAGUAAAGUCAGUUCUAAUCAAGUUACCUUGUUUUUUUUCUCAGUUCUUCUGAGUAUGAUAGGAGACAAACAGCAAAGUCGAACGGAGGUUUAAGCAUCUUACCAAAUUCUUGACUCGAUAGCUUGUAAAUCUUCAAAAUUGAAUGAUACUUGAUAAUUGAUACUUUGAUUGAUUGGUUGAACAUUCACGUCUUGCUUUUUUCACUACUUCUUGUCAUACAGUUGAUGUGAAGCUAGUCAAGCUUUUCUCCUAGGGUACAAUUCUCGAAAUUCACGUACAUGGAUGUGAAAUUAAGUUCUGGUGUUUUCUUCGCCUUGCGGAAUACGAUAUCCAAGUUACC